Messenger RNA from Ochlerotatus camptorhynchus, 12994 nucleotides. Its product is annotated as mucin-2-like. NCBI's taxonomy places the organism in Eukaryota, Metazoa, Arthropoda, Insecta, Diptera, Culicidae. The record is from RefSeq and is a predicted model, not a curated record. The transcript has 8 exons. The coding region runs from base 1124 to 11272 and encodes 3382 amino acids.
CAGCCUCUGUGCCACAUACAACCAUAACAGCCCCGUGUACGAGCGCCCUGAGUUGGAUAGGUUCCGAGCAGCAGUCGUAGUUUUAUCGGCAAUUUUUCCCUGUAAUCCGGUGUUCCAAGAUCCGAUUCCCAUCGCGGCGUGUAGUUAAGUGCUCGAAGCAUAGAUUGUGCGUAAAGUUAACCGUUUUUAGGCAUCGGAAGUGGCUGAAAAACGCACUGCAAAUCUUGAGUCUUCUUCCGUCAUUGUGGUGGAAUACCAGGUUCUCCGUCUUUUUUUUUUGUGUGUGCGAAAGGAAAAAGCAGGUCUGGCUGACCAGUGAGAAAGUGUGAACAACAGCGUAAUGCAAGUGAUAAGUGAUGAGUGAGUUUAGCUAUAUGCUGAAGCAUUAGUGGCAAUUGGAGGUGAUUAGUGAGAAUGUGCUAUGAGCAGUGAGACGUGCAUGGGUUGCAACCAAUACUACUCUAUGAUGGUACCUAGUGAGGAUGUACUAGUGAUGAGGUGAACAGAAGAAAAGUUGAGGAAGAAUAUUCAAUAGCAAAGUGGCAUAAGCAAAAAGAUCAAAAAUGUGCGAAACCAAACGGGGAUAAAUCCUUUAUCCGAGCUCAUUAUGUACAACUCUGGCAGCACUUCUUUGUGUAACAAACUGUGCAAAAACAAGUGAAGAUAUCAUCAAAAUCAUCCACAGCAACAGCGGCAAGGUGGCUGCUCAAGAGAAUCGAAAAGUGGAAAAUGAAUGAUGUCUGUGCAUUCAUGUGAUUAGUGGCUAGUGGUAUUUUCUGUUUAUCGGCCAGCACUGUGUGAUUGUAUAUGUUUAUGUAUAUCGUUGUAACUACGUAAAUGUGAAUUCUAAACGGGAAGAGCAAAUAUCAAGUGUGGGAACCGAAAAGUGAAAAAAAAUAAAUCGGAUCUAAUGCGUUAACUACCGGUUACGGUAGUAGGCAAAUCAACAGCGACAGCUCGGUUAGCUGUCUGCUGUGAAAAGAAAACUGUCAUCGGUCUCUAAGUGGGGCAAUACAAGCUAUUGGAAGCAACACAAAAGGGAUCCCGAAUUUUCCCCGGAGUCUGCCGGAGGCCGUCGCACUUUUGCGUCCGCCUUGGCUGACAUCCGUGUCUUAGUACGCCAAUGAAUCGUCGGCAAUCGUUGGACAAGCCAGGUGAGCAAGGUAUUUUGUCUCCUCCGGGUCCUUUUUUAACGCCGAGUCCAUCGCCAUCGGUUCCAGCGAGCCCACGGCUGCAACCUUCACCAUCUCAGUCACCAUUUCAACAACAUCAACAACAGGAUGUCCUGCUGGUAACGAACAGUAACAUUGUUGGCAGCUUGACUCAGGAGCCGGAUCGAAAAGUAGGAAUCACCAAUCGUCGCCAAUCGUUCAAUCAGCUGCCCCACCAUCAGCAGCAGCAACAACAUCAACAACAGCUCAGCAAUAGCAGUCCAAAUGCAGGUACCGUGGUUUACAGGCCGAGUCCUACUCAGUCACCGGCCGGAGCUGCAACCUACAGCAUUACGACUAUACCUGGCAAUGAAUUCAACACGACACUAGUUGGGUCGAAUAACAUCUCGUUGAAUAAGAAGGGCCGCAAAUCUUCUUCUGCGACUGUUAUCCACCAACCAUCGCUCAUUCACCCGCAACAGCAACAUCAUACCUUCAUCCAGUCACAUGCAGGUCAUGGACAUGGGACGACUAUCGGUGCUCCUGCAUGUAGCCCGAAAGCGGCGAAAAAAGCCCUACAGCAGCAUAUCCAUCAUCAACAACAGCACCACCAGCAGCAGCAGCAGCAACAACAACAAGCGCAAACAGUGUCCUUUGUUGGAAGUCCAAUUGCCAGCCCCAGCCCGAUUGCAAGUCCCAACGGAUCGAUCUUGGUUACUACGAGUAGUCACGGUGGCUUGGGUGGUAGCAUUAUUGUUGGCAGUGCUGGACACACACCAGGCAGAGCAACAUCAACUACACCCGGACCGGGGGCAUCGGCAACCGGAGCUACCCAACUAAGGCCUCCUACACCGCAACCUGUGAUACAACAGUAUCCUGUUAUGGGUGCCGGCAAUCAAAUAGUGCAAAUAUUCCAAGGUUCUCAAUUCAUUACACAACAACCAGCUGUUUCACAACAUCAGGGGCAACAACAGCAGCAUACUUCAGGGCAGCCUCAGCAGCUACAAAACCGUCAAACGAUCAUAUCGCAUUCGCCCCAACCGCAGCAUAUAGGCUCUCAAUCGUUGCACACGUCUCAUCAUCAGCAGUCCCAACAGCAACAGUUCUUUCAACAGAUUAUUACAUCUUCUCCGUCCUCGAAUACAUCUCCGUCGCCAUCUGCACAGGUAACCGUUGCCGGUGGUGCAGUCAUCAUUGGAGGACAUAAACAUCAAAAAGGUCCACAGCAAAUCUUGCCAAAACCAGUGACUCCAUCGGUAUCUCCCUCGCCUGGUUCCGCACAUCAGAGCCCACAGCAGCAGAUGCAGCCAACCUAUAGUCCUGUAUCGCUGAGUAGUUCUAUCAGCAAGUCGAUUAUGACGCAGCCUAAAACUACGAUUGUAAAUCACAUGCCAGCACAGAUUCAGGUGACGCAAACAGCUACUGGUGGUCAAUUUGUUACUCAGUCAGGCUCACAGCAAGCUCCGCAACAUCAGACCACUACACAGCAGCCACAGUUGGUGGCGACACCGCAGACGACUCCAACGGCAACAUCCACGCCUGCACCAUCGGCGACACCACAAAAUGGAGGUUCUAUACUACUGCCAACUGGAAAUCUGAACGCACAACCCCUUCUGCUCAAUCAAAUGCCGGUUAUCGUUCAGCAAAAUACUCCCCAAGGUGUCCAGCUGAUAUUGAGGCCUCCAACACCGCAGAUUGCUGCACCAAGCUUGGUGAUUCACAAUUCGAGACCACAACUCCAGCAAACACAACCCCAACAAGUGCUCCGAAUAUUGAAUAAUGGUGCAAUGCAACUGUCAGCUGCUCCAACCUUUAUUGUGUCUUCUCAGGGGAACUUGGUGCAACAGAAUAUACCUGGGUUAAAAACCAGCCAGGGAGUUCCGUUAACCCAAAUUCAAGGCUUGCAAGGUCAAAGGCAGCCACAACAAAUCACGGCCGCUAUAAAUCAACAUUUGCUCAGUCAAGGUGUAGCUCAAAUUCAGAAUCUGCAGCUAAACGGUAAUCUGACCCAAAUACAGGUGCCAAAUGGAUUGAAUGGUCAGCUAUUGACCACACUGCCAGCACAAUUUCAGCAAGGUGUGGGUGGGUUCAGCUUGCAAAACCAGAACAUAAACUUAAAUCAAUUAGGGAAUACAAAUUUUUCGCAACUAGCAGCUGCUGCUGCGGCAAGCGGAGCAACCUUUACUUCACCUCCUCCUCCAACGGUGCAGACUUCUACACAUCAAGGAGAUAUUGUGAGUACUCAGAAUAUACAGUUUACAACGGCACAACCUGGAGGCACCAUAACCGUUAGUGCCCCCGCUCAGCAGCCAUCGCAUGGCCAUUUAAUUGCUAAUUCGUCAAUAGACGGACAAAUGCAAACCCAUUUGCAAAUCAACUCAUCGAUUACGUCCCAACCAAUGCGACAUCCAACUCCUAUAAUGACGACUGCCGGAGGGCAUCAGGUCAUUGUGACCGAUGCCAAAGGGCAGCAACAUCAUCUACAAAAUCAUCAACCCCAAGCCCAGCACCAUUUUUUUAGCGGAAGCACAAUCCAGCAGGCACCUGUACAGAUACAACAACAACAACAACCACAACAACAACAUCAACAACCACAGCCAAAGUUUGAACCCGAGAAACCCAAAAAAGAGCGUAAGAGUAAAAAGAAGAAAGCUGUCCAGCCUCCGAUAGCAACUGCUGCUCCCAUUAUAGUGACACCUAGUCCUGUAGUGACGAGCCAAGCGUCAAUGAUCAGUGCUGCACCGAUCUCAGCUACUCCGACACCGACAAGCUAUACUGAGCCCAUGACGUCACCACCGACGUCCCCAAUGUUUACCAAUACCCAUACCGCCUCUGGGAAGCUAGAUCUGGCAAAUCUAAUGAAAAUUUCCGGCAUCGGUAUCGAGGACGACGAUUUCAUGGACACGGAAGAACCGCCACCUGCUCCACCACCACCACCUUUGGUGCAAACUCAACCCAAUCUAUCAUCCCAAGACUAUGCCAAUGUUGUGAUACAGAACGAUGCGGUUGUCAAAGAUCAGAUUAUGUCUCCACCGCCGGCACCAUUGCCGCCGACUACCACCGAUAUUAUGAUCACGAUUCCGGCCAGUGCAGCCGGAUCCAACGUCGAUUUUCCCUACACGAUCUCGAUUCCUACCUCGGGACUUGAUGGCCAGGAUGUUCAACCAAAGACAUCGAGCGAAAUUCAACCAAAGCCACCAAGUUCACAGCAACAACAUCAACAUCCGCCUGCACCACCUCCACCACAACAGGCUCAUCAACCCGCUCAAGAACCUCCCCCUUUCAUGAUAACUAUUGACCCCUCCAGUGAUCCCAAUUCAGCUCAACCGUACACGAUCUCAAUCCCUCGGAUGUCAGGAAGCGGUCUGGAUGAUACCAAGGUGGUCAGUGUAGCAACUGUCGCACCGACACCAACUGCAGGCACAGUAACUUCAAGCACAUCAGUGAUCACCAGCACUCAGCAAAAUACGUUCUGCGUGAACAGUUUGAUGAAUAAUGUUCUGAACACGCAGGUUACUCCAACACUGCAAAGUCAGAUCAAUGAGAUUCAGAACCAACUAAUACAGGCGGCAGCCUCUUCAACAACUACCAUGCCGUCUUCCAUUGCUGUGAUAAGUCAAAACUAUAUGGUACAUCAAAACCACCCACAAACACUGAUAUCAACAUCCAGUAUGAGUACACCGAUCGUAACAACUACAUUAACAUCACCAGUUACAACUUCAAUGGUAAUUUCUCCGAGCAAACCUACGGUCACCCCAUCGAAAAAGAAAUCCGGAGGCAGUAAAAAGAAUGGGAAAAAAAUGGUGGAUAAAACUAUUGAAUCGAUCAAUACGUCCGUUCCGACACAAAUCGGAAACAUUCAGAUCUCCCAGAUUGACGGUACAACAGUAAAUAAUAAUAAGACUACAAAAGGUGCAAUCAAUAAUCAGAUUCAAAUAACGCCUAUACUUGAUAGCAAAGCGGCGGCACAGCAGUUCUCGACUGGAGUUCCAUCACAAACGCAAGUUCAGUCAAAUCCAACACAUUCGGUGCAGGCACCACAACAAACCAUCCAAGCAGUGGUGAGUCAAGCCCAAGUUCUGCCUCAAUCUGUAACGCAAACCCAGUCGAUGCAAACCCCUCAACCAAUGCAGCUACCACCGCCUCCACCGCAGGUUCAACAAACGUCUGCGCAAGGUAUUCUUUCGCAACUUACGGGAGCAUUGAGCCUUUCCCUCGCGGAAAAUGGUCAUCUGAUCCUUAAACAUGACGUUAACAGUCCCCAAGACAGCCAAUCUCAAAUGAUACUUCAAGCAAUUCUGUCCGGUGCUUUAGGGAAUGUUAGUUUGGUUAAUGAACCAUCGAAACCAGUGCCAACGACCAUCUCAGCACCAGCAGUUUCUCAUCAUUCUCCAGUGUCAGCUAUUCAGCAGCCUGCGAAAACAGUUGCCGCUGUUAGUGGGCAAAUUCAACAUAAGAAUGUAAUCGUUACCAGUUCACAGAGCCAGCCAACGUCGGUUGGACAGUACAUGCCAGCAUAUAAUUCACACACAUCCAGCAUUGUUACGUCAGCUAAUUCUGGACAUGUUAUGCAGCAGCAACAUACGCAACCACCACAGCUGAUCCAUCAUCAGCAGGUUAUUCACUCGCAACCAUCGAACGUUACCCAAAGCUUGAAAGAAGUGCGAAAGCAUGAAUCAACCCCUCUCGAGCCCCCUCCACCUGUGCCUCAACCGCCACCACCUCAACAGACAAUAGUCCUCAAUUCAAACGCGCCAAAACUUGUGGAACUUCCCAAAAUUGAACCCAACCAGCAACUGUUCUCCCUAAAUACUCUCACGAAUCAGAUCACCCAGUUGAGUCCAGGCCAAACCACUGCUGCCCUGGGACCAAUGGAGCGCUUGCUCAUCGUUCCAACAGGAAUAAAUUCCCAACAAUUGGCUCAAUGCUUGCUACAAGGGCAGAUUCAUUUCAACAACAUUGGACCAGUUACACAAUCCAGUGAGCCGAAGCAACAGCCUCCACAACCACUACCACCGCAACAUCAGUCAGUCCCUCAACCGGUGUUCCAACAUCAACAACAACAUCAACAACAUCAUCAACAACAACAACAACAACAACAACAACAACAACAACAACAACAACAACAACAACAACAACAACAUCAACAACAUCAACAACAUCAACAGCAACAGCAACAACAACAACAACAUCAACAACAACAUCAACAGCAACAUCAACAACAACAUCAACAGCAACAUCAGCAGCUAGUGAUUCAGAACAAUCCCAAUUUCAAGCCAACCCAGACACAUGUGACUAUGCCUGUCAUUCCGAACAAGCAAGUGGUGAACCAUCAGAUAAAACCGGAAAAACCGAAGCGGAGCCGAUCUAAAAAAGCCGACAAACUACCAGCCAAGCAGAGUUUGGUGAAAGUAAACCCGGUGAGCAGUGGCCUACCACCCAACGUUAUCCUUCAACCAGGGCAGCAUGCUCAACCGAUUCUGGCUGAAGAUGGUACUAAAAUUGGAACGAAAAUCGUUGGCACGGUUAAUCCAAACAAUUUUGUAACUAAUCCAGUACCAACAGUGUCGGCACCGCCCAUUGCACAGGUUCAGCCACAACAGCAAAUACAAAUUGGCAACAACAAGACGAUAAUCAAUAAACCAAUGACCACAGCGGUUGUCGCUGCCACCGGAGCAACCCAGUGCAAUAAUCUCAUCGUGACUCAUGCCAGUAAUGCAGCUAACGGGACAACCGCUAAUAACAGCAGUACUCUUAGUAUUAGUAACAACCACAGUAGCAGUAGUAACAGUAGUGUAAAUGUGUGUGUUCAACCGAAUAACGUUUUAAGUGGUAGUAGUAUAAGCACUAGCGGUAGUAAGAAAGGAAAAGUCCAACCCCUUCCGUCGCCGCAACCGAUGAUGAACCAAAUGCCUCCCCUGGUUAGCGUUAAUUCUGGAGCAGCCCCAACGACGAGUUCAACCGUUGGAGCACCCAGUUUAGUUCCCCGUGUUCAGACAAUCCAGCUGACGCCUCAAAAGCAGCAACUCCUCAAAAACGUCCAACAACAGAUUCAAACACUAUCGGCAAAACUACAGAACAAAAACCUGCUUGCUACGUUGACCAUUCCGGCGGAUUUUGAUCCAAAUAAUCCAAUCUACAACAAACCACUGCCCAUACUAACAAACAUCCAAGGUAUGUCGGAUCCAGAAAUAACGCAAGCUCUUCAAAGAUUGUUCAUUGAGCAGCAAAAGAUCUUAGCCACAGGGAAAAUAAUUCCAACGAUUCCAGCAGGGCAUGCUCUAGCUGUGGCAGCUGCAAAUGCUCCACCUCCUCCGGCACCAAUUUCUGGAACGAUGAUUCCCGGUGGAGCUAUUAUCAGCAGUGAACCAAAACCUCAGCAGGCUAUUGUUUCUCCAAUAACCGUUACGCCUUCUUCGGCUAAUGCUGCUUUGUACCAGGGAGGAGCUAACAUACAAACUACUCCUACGCCAAUACAGAUAAGUUCUCCGCAGGUUGUGAAACAAGAUAACAUGAUUCCUGUCUCUUCGGCAUCGAACUAUCCAAGUUCAAUUGUAACCAGCAGCAAUUCAUCAAUGUCUAUUACCAUCACCAAUAGCAUGGCUAUUCAGCAGGCGAGAGGAACACAGCCGAAAUUGAGUGGUACACCGAUCACCUCGAUCAUUCCUAUAAGUUCCUCACUUCCGCCACAAACAAGUGUAACAAUCACGCAAGCUCCCCAGAUUGUCGGUCAAUCAAUAGUAAAAUCAAUAGCAAAGUCAACGCCUUCACAGCCUCAACAACAUCAGAUCAUUCUAAACAAUAAAAAUAUCACCAGAACCAGUACUCCCAGUAGCAUUCCGAUGCCUUCGCUGGUUCCGACGCAAACACACCAUCUUCAAUCUAUGAGCGUCACAAAGAUUGAGCUUCCGCCAACUCCGCCACCAUCGCUGGUGUCUACUCAAAAUCGGUCUAAUACUCCAGUGCCUCCACCGCUGGUCCCUACUUCUAUGCCUAUCGGCAUUCAAAGCAAGAACUUCACUGGCCAAUCCAUAGUGAUAAUGAGUGGUUCUCAAGCCAUCCUAACCAAUGCCCUUCCUCAAAAUUCAACCGGUACUGGUAUAAAUUCCAAAACAUCACUAAUGCCAACAUCUGCAGGAGGGCUAACCAUUCAGGCUAAUCCAUCGCUUCAAAUUCAGCUGCAGCAACCCCAACAACCUAUGAACAUUGUUCCACCACCUCUCAUUACGAUGACUUCUUCAACUGCACCGACCCCUCCGAUUGUAACUUCAACUGCUGCCAGUAUGCAGCAAGCUCCCAUUGUUGCAAUGCCAACAACUGUUUCAACAAUCACCACAACUGUUACGACAAACAGCGGGGAAUGUGGCCAAAUACCGGUCGUAUCCUGCAGCAGUAACCCGGUCUUGGUUUCCUCCAGUGUAACGACACCUGCUACAAGCAGUGCCAGUUGCAUCACUGUAACGCCACCAAUUCCGACGAUAGUAACCACGACCAUUCCAGGCAGUACGAAGCCUGUCGUAGUGCCGCGAUCAAGUUUAUUCGAGCGACAAAUCUCAGUGGAUCAAGAUGCGUGCACGAGACCGGAUACCACUGCGCCUUUUGCUAGCAAACAAGAUGCUGUGAAGCGGCUGAUUCGGUACCACUGUAUGUACGAGGAACGCUGCGAGGAAAACGAAGUGGAAGAACAUACAUUUCAAUCUAUGGCCCAGGAAUUUCCAAUCGUCUACAGGAAUAUGCUCAACAAGUAUCAGUACUUGUUGAUGCAGGAAUCAACGCGUCACGUCCGUACGGCCGAACUGAUGAUGGUCGACCGCAUGCUGAAUUCGGAUGUGAAGGACGAAAUACUGGAGAUGCAGCUGAAAAUCAACGAGUACAUGAAUCCAACUGUAAACGAGCUUCAUUUGAAUAUCGAAUCUCAACAGACUCUACCGAUGCACCAGUUACAUUCACCAAAUCAAUCGUCGCUACCAGUUACGGUUGAAGAGUAUAAAAUUAAGAAGGAAGAAUUAACAUUUGCCAAUUCACCAAUGCCCCCACAAAAUUCAACGGACGGUUCGUUCUCGUGUAGUGCUCAACCAAGCACCUCGAACGCUUAUCUAUCAGGCAUCAAAACAGAAAUCAAGUCGGAAGGAAAUCCUACGGAAGAAUUAGUUGCAUACCGGCAUCAUAGCAGUGCUCAGCAUGCCAAUCAGCACUAUGCUCCACCUCCUCCGAUGAUGGCAAAAAGCAACAUCAUCCGCCCAUCAACCGAUCUGCUCAAAAAGGAGAUGGAUAGUUUUGACGACAUCGAGAGCGAGAUAACUCCCAGUUUCAUAAUGAAAAAAUGUGAUAGCAUCCCACCGGCUCUUCAGAUUCCACCUGCUCCACCAUCAUUGAGCUACUUCAACCAUGUGGGUGAGGGCCACUGUUUGAGCCAGAAUCAAUCGAGCAAUAGUGACGUGCCUAAGUCAAGCGAAUCCUACGACGAGUGGUUAUGUAUUCAAAAGGAACUCAACUACAUACCCAGCGAAAGGCGUGAUCAUUCUGUUAAAAAUGUAAAGAGCCCGGAAGAAGAGAUAAUCGAAAAACAGUUGGAUGAUCUGUUCCACCCUUCUAGUGAGGGUAAGGACAGUGAUGUUAGUCGAAGUCAGGUGGAUUCACCUCUCGCCGAUUUCUUCAACACCCAUCAGCAAGAUUCCGGUGUAGGAGGUAGCGCCGGGGGAUCCAGUGUGCCUUCGGAUAAGUCUGUUGAGAAUCGAUUGGAGGCGUUAUUUGGUAGUACACCUCUACACAACAGAAGUUCGGAAGAUAACUCACCAGAAGCGGCCGAAGAAAAGCAAUCCGACAUGAUCGAAACGAGGUUGGAGGCGUUGUUCCAGAGUGGUGAAAGCGCUCUGGACAACGCCAGUUUUCUGCAUAAAACGAAUAAUUUUGAAAUGAUCCAGACUCAGAUUACCCAGAAACGACAUUGGAGUGCAGCGGAGUGCGAGUGGGAAGAUAAUGCAAGUCCUGGUAAGAGACAGUGCCUACCUGGAAGCAAUAGAACUCACGACGACGACCACCGGUGGCUGCUCGAGUGCACUCAGGGUCAAAAUCAACCUCAUUCAAAUCAUUCCAUCGGAGGGAUUCGUGGUCACUCACAGGUUCAACAGGAUGUCAAUGCGCUCGCCACAGGUAACAAUCAUAUUCUUAACGAUAAUGGUGAUGGUAAUGGACACAUACCCAACACUAACACUAGUACUAGUGGUAGCACUACUAAUACAAAACGCACUUCCUGGAAUGGUGAUAUCCUUCUUGCUUCGGCGACCGGUGAUCUCGAUAUGCUCGACACUAACCUCAGUCUAAGUUUGAAUAAUCUCAACAGCAUGUGUGGUUCGGUGGGUAUAAUGACAAACGAUGUUCCUUCCUCGCAUCAUGGGUCUAUCUCCGACCAUAAGACAUCCAAAAAUUGCUUCCAUUCGCCGGUUCUCGGUGGAGAAAACUGUGAUGAUACUAAUCUAAUUGGUCUUGGAACUGGUGGUGGUCUUAACAAUUCUAGUCAUUCUCAUAGUCAUAGCGGCAAGUUAAACUAUCUCGAUCGUGAUCUUCUAGGGUUGGAUGGAUCAAACGACACUUCCAAACAAUCCCACCAGCACCAAUCUGCGUCCCACUCCGCAGUCAGCGAUCUACAACAUCAGCUCAAUCACAUAAACUUUGAUGCAAGUGGAGGACAGCUGAAUUUUGAAGAGGACAUCAACCGGCAGGUUCAAAAUGCCAUCGACUCUAUCCUGAACCUGCAGAGCAACGAUUCCGAAGCUGCUCUUCAUUUUUCCAUCGACCAAUCGUUCCUGGCGGAUAGCCCGCAGUCCAUUCAGCGACCGCCGUCUUCAAACAAACGAAAAUACCAUCAUAUCACCAGGAUAGAUGACAUAAGUGACUGUCUGGGUGCGGUCAUGGAUGAAAGUGGUGAUAAUUCGGGUGUUCAUCACCAUCAACAGCAGCUUCAGAAUCAUUUUAACCACGUACAGAUACAUCAUCAUCAUCAUCAUCAGCAGCAGCAGCACCACCAACAGCAACCACAGGGAUCAACAACGGUAGCAGGCUCUACUACGGUCGACGGAGCGGGUGCUGAUGCAACGGUCAAGACGAUUAUCAAAUCGUGACAACUUUCGUCCAUUGGCGGAGGUGCCGGAGGAGGAACGUUGGUGGUUACCGGUCCGUCGGUAGCCCCAGCGUCAGCAACGACAGCGGCAGUGUGAAGUACUACCGACCACAAAUAAUCGGAACAUGUUUUAGUAUCAAUGGAAUUUAGUACAUUUUUGGUCAAGAUUUAUAAGGUUCACGUGCUCGGGGAAGUGGGUUCAAAAUGUGUAUGUUGUGAGUUUUAAAACAUCGAAGUGAAUAAUUUCAAAAUAUAGUGUAUGGUGGUAGGUGCGAUAACGCCGCAGGCCUUGUCAUCAUUCUGUUUGAGUAGGUUAACUGAAAUUUCUUUUAACUGAAAGUUCGCUAACUGAAAAAAGUUUCAGUUAUAUAGGACGGUUAUCUGUAUUUUUUUUAUUUUCAUAUGUCAAGAUGAACACCAGGAUGAACAUUGAUGCAUUUUAAAUGCAUUUGACAACUGUUUAGGCACAUGAAAAUCAUUUCAGUUAGCGAAUGCCGUAGAGUGUAAACGUCAAACGGCAGGGAAAUGGAUUAUGUGUGCCACGAUUGGUACUUCCAACUAAGAAAAAAAAAAUAGAUGGCACGGUAAUACCAACCGGUGGAAAUUAACGAUUUUAAAUAGGCUCACUACUUGACUAGCUUAUUGAUCCCAAAUACAUCUAUAAGCGUACCCCAUUCUAGUCGAAAUUCUAGUACUACACUAUUUUUGUUUUGAUUUGCUAUGAAAGUUUGACCAUCGAGUUAUAAAAUUAUCGGGUUAUAGAACAUAAAUCUCAUAGGAAAUCGCCAUUACAGUAUGGAAAUUAAUACUUAGUUUAGUUCUAUAAAUCGAUAUCGAGUGGACAUCGAGUUGUAGAGAAUUAACUGCAUUUCAAAACUCCAAGAACCUGUAAUCAAACUAAUUACGUACACAGGAUCUUUAAUUCAAGGCCUACAACUUACUGCCGUAAAAUCUUGAUAAAUUUGCAGCACAUUUGUAGCUGGAAAUAAUAAAUGGGCAAAACUUCGGUUCAGUAGUGGGGAAAAAAUUAAAAAAAUGUAAGACAGGUUUAGAAAAGUUUUUCCACUGGAAAUCUUCAAAUGCCCCUAAUGAUAUUGUCGAAAACUUGGCAUAAAAUAAAAUCCACUCGAAAAUAGGUAGUACGUCAUUUGGCAUAACGCCGUUAGACAUAAUACUAUUUGUCUUCAUCGAACAUGGCUUUUUAUCAUGAUCUGUUCUUCAAAAAAUAUUAAAGAACAGCUCAUGUUGAAAUAAAGGGAAAAUACCCAUUGAAUGAUAAUUUUCCCUUCUUUCGGAUAUACACAGAUAUUUCCAUUCCGAUACAUUACGAGACUGCAUGGUGUCUCAAAAGAUUCAAAAUAUUCUUAUAGUGGGUUGACUUCAACAACCGAGGACCGUUCUAAGCCUUUACCAUUUAUGCAUUCGUAUACAGGGCUCUUAGCCAUUUGGCUUAAUGGCCGUUUGGCAUAACCUUACUUACUCCGAUAAAUAUAUAUUUGCCAUUUAGGACUUCAACGGAAUAUGAAAGCACAGCUCAAGGUGAACAAGGUAACAUAAUUAUAUAACCUUUUCACCUUAAAAAUGAGAUAUUGCUCACAUUUCGUCAUUUCUGGUCUAUUUAGGGAACACAACUUCCAAUUCAUUAGCAUUUGGUUCUAGCAUUCCAUUUUAUAACGGUGGAGGAAAAUUCAUGCGGAGUUUUUAAAAUAAAAUAAAAAUGCGU